AGAAAACAAAAGCAGAUUCGUUUGAUCUUGAACCAAUUUUCUAAUUCGUUGAACUUGUAUCAUAACAAUCUUGAUAUGAUGUCUUAUGCCAUCCGGAGCGAGCCCUUUUGCAAGGGGUUUCACUGUCGCCCACAAUCUUCUCCUCUCGAGGGUAAUAUUUGUGGUGGUAGUAAUGUUAAUCCUUUUAGAAUAAAAACUAGCAAAGCUAAUGGCUUGAUUUUGCGGGGUUGUUUUGAUUCUAACAAACCAACGGCGGCUGAUAAAAAAGCUGGCGCCUUUGCUCGCCAAAGGUUGCGUUAUAUUGAAGAGGUUUGUUCGGAUGCUAGCUUGUUUAAUGGUCGUGGCUCCAAUCAAAGAGGAAACCCUCUUGGCUUUAUUGACCAUACUUUGCCUGAAAAGAUUGCUGUUGCUGUUGACGUCGAUGAGGUUCUGGGAAACUUUGUGUCGGCUCUGAAUAGAUUUAUUGCAGAUCGAUAUUCUUCGAAUCAUUCAGUUUCGGAAUACCAUGUGUAUGAGUUCUUCAAGAUAUGGAACUGUUCACGUGAUGAAGCUGAUAUCCGAGUCCAUGAAUUCUUUAAGACACCAUAUUUCAAGACAGGCAUCCACCCAAUCCCCGGUGCACAAAAGGCACUUCAUAACUUAUCAAGAUUCUGUAACCUAUCAGUUGUGACGUCUCGGCAAAAUGUGAUCAAGGACCACACUAUUGAAUGGAUUGAGAAGCAUUAUCCAGGAUUGUUUGAGGAGAUUCACUUUGGAAACCACUUUGCUCUAGAUGGAACAUCUAGACCUAAGUCAGAAAUAUGCAGGUACUUGGGGGCCAAAAUUCUCAUUGAUGAUAACCCAAAGUAUGCAAUUGAGUGUGCUGAUGCUGGAAUGAGGGUUCUACUUUUUGAUUAUGAGAAUUCGUAUCCCUGGUGCAAGACACAGGCAAUCGAUCAACAUCCUUUGGUGACUAAAGUUAAUAAUUGGGAAGAAGUGGAGCAACAAAUAGUUUCCUCGAUUGUUUCUUAGUAUCGUAAUCCUAUAAUAAGGUUUGAUCAAGACCACCAUUCUAUCAAGAUUUUUAUGAACCGAUUCUAAUGCUGCUGAAUAACGUCAGCGUAUUCAUAUAGUAAAUUUUGGGGGAGCUCUGGUCGAGUCCACCCAAGUAGGGUUAUGAUAUACAAUCUGAAGUAGAGGAACAAUGGAAUUGGAUCAAUCAAUACAUUGUUUUUAUGUU
Molecule: messenger RNA, 1219 nt
Organism: Pistacia vera
Lineage: Eukaryota; Viridiplantae; Streptophyta; Magnoliopsida; Sapindales; Anacardiaceae
Exons: 6
Coding region: 76-1011 (311 amino acids)
Biological process (GO): deoxyribonucleotide catabolic process
Molecular function (GO): 5'-nucleotidase activity
Source: RefSeq, a predicted model, not a curated record